Messenger RNA from Strigops habroptila (Kakapo), 6545 nucleotides. RefSeq names its product RING finger protein 151-like. Bases 1156 to 2022 code for a protein of 288 amino acids. The transcript has 6 exons. Gene Ontology annotation, molecular function: zinc ion binding. NCBI's taxonomy places the organism in Eukaryota, Metazoa, Chordata, Aves, Psittaciformes, Psittacidae. The record is from RefSeq and is a predicted model, not a curated record.
CUUCACGUUUGGCUACAAGAGGGUCCUGCUUUUAUACCCUUAGAAACACAGCCGGCUUUGUGCCAGACCUGUAAUUGUUCACUUGUGUGGCCAUGCAGUUUCUCAUGAUCUCACUGUUGGCUGUGCCAAGAGCGUUGGCCGGGCGCCCCGGUGUGGCCAAAUGUGAAGGUCAUGGAACAGCUGCACGUUUAUGUUUUCCCACCUCUUUCCAACAAAUAGUCAUAAUGAAUAUAAAUAUAUAUACUUUUGGAAUACACUCUGUCAAAAACAUACUUUGCUAUGUCCUCGCAGUCAUUAGUGAGGAUCAACUCUCGCUUAGGUUCCCAUCCGUUACACAUGAGGAAUUGCAAAGUUCUUUUCUCCCUGCAGAGGAAAAUUUGUCAUUAGUCCUUAGAGAUCCUUAUUGUUGUUAGACUGUCCUAAUUCAGAUUGAGAUUCUCUUUGAAUGUCACAUUGCAGUCGCUAGAUAUCAACUGCAGGGAUUUAAGUGAUUACUUCCUUUUUAUUUCUUUUUUGUUGUAAGUGAACAAUCUUAGUUCUGCUGCACAUCGGACCAAUGUCAUUUGUCGAUACAAUGAACUUGACUGUGAUACUUCUGUUUCAAAAAUGAACUGCAUAACAUGCCCAGAUAAAACUAGGUUAGAUAAGAAACUUUCAUCUUUCUAAGGAGUAUAGUUUUACCAUAUUUCAGUUGCUACUUUCCAAUAAUACUGAAUUGUGUUGUCUUCAGUCUUACAAACAAAACUGUAAGGCUUCAAAAUUAAAUGGCAGCAGGAUGUUGAGUUUUGUGAUAAGUAUCUGCACCAUUAAUAACUGAAAAAGAGACUGAUGAUUGUUUUUCUCCCCCCAGUCUAGUCAGAUCUCUUGUCUUAUUUGUGUUUUUUACAGUGGCUUGCUUUGGAAAGCUUUGUUUCAGUGGGCUGUCAGGACAGCGUCUAUUCAGCAGCUGGCGGGUUGGACACAGGACUCGGUAACUUAGGAAACAGUACUGAGCCUUUCUCAUUUUUCUCAUAGGCAUAAUAAAGCAGUGAAGAGAAACUGGAGGAAGGAAGUAUUACAUGUCUUACUGAUCAGAAAACUGUUUCUGAAGUAUUUGGAUAAACUACACAUAAAUGUAGUAAGAUCUAAAGAGUAGGUUGAAAGUGUGUGGAGAGCAUGGGUUAUGAUAUUGAGCGUUUCGUUGGCUACGUCAAUGAAGGGCUGUUAUGCUCCAUCUGCCGCGAUGUGUUAGAAGAUCCAUUACAGGCUCCUUGUGAACAUGCUUUCUGUACUGCUUGUAUACAUGGAUGGCUUGUUCAUCACAGUAACUGCCCUGAAGACAGACAGAUGAUUGAUGUAUCUUUGCUACGGCCUCUCUACAGAUACAUGAGAAAUGAUUUAAACCGUCUUCAGCUACAUUGCAAAAACAGGGAGUAUGGCUGUCAAAUGGUUUGUUCUCUGGAGUCUAUAGACAGGCAUGAAAGGGAGUGUGAGUACAGUCAGAUACCCUGCUCCAAUGCUGGCUGUACAGUUCAGGUUGAACGACGUAACUUAGACGGUCACCUGGCAGUGUGUGAAUACCGGAGCCGUGAAUGCCCCAAUGGCUGUGGUUACACCAUUCUCAGCGUGGAAGACACACAGCAUAAUUGUGUGGCUGAGCUAAGAACAGAGCUAGAACUACUUCGGUCAGAAAUGAUCUGCAGAGUGGAAGAGGCAAAACAUGAGAUGGAGUCAAGGUUAGAUUCACAGAGGAGGCAUAUGGUCCAAAAAGAGAGUAUUCUGCAAAAUGAAAUUGAAGAACUGAAGAGUCAGAUGUCACGAAUGAUGUCAGAUGUACGCUCCCUGAUGGCUGCAGAGAGGCAGCACCGGCAAGAGCUGGAGCAGGCAGAGCUGGAAAAGCGGGAAUUAAUGGAGCUGCUGAGGGGGCUGCAGAAGGACUGUCGGAUAACCACUGCAGAAGGAAGCAGGAAGCCAACAAACUUCCGCCCUCUGACACGACUGGAAAGCGUGAAACGAAAACCUAGGGAAGUUACAGUUAUCUGAACAGGAGUAAGCUCAAAAAGCACUUUCUUCUAUUUUCUGUGCCCGUCUGGCUAACUUUUCUACUUCGGAUGAAUGACUGGUAAACUUUACUUGCUUUCUUUUAAGAUCUAUAUUACUAUAUUUUCUCUUGGGGCAUAUAAACAAAUGGAAGAAUUUUCUCUUAGGGAACAUUGGGCAUUAAAGCCACUAAUUGGCAAAUACAUUUUUAGCUAAUGUUUUUAUAAAAAGGGAGAAAGAUACUUGAUUUGUCAUCUCUUCAGUGUGUCAUUUACAGGAGUCUUUCAAGCCUUUGAAAGUCAAGGAUAAAUAAAGGUUGUUACUUUCCUGGUCCAUUGUAGUUCGUCUAAGUCUAGUUUAUGCUUAUGCUUGAAACAGAAAAUGUGAUCAUCAGUAAUGACAUUUGGGAUGUCCUUCAUUUUGGGAAAAGUCAGUAAUAGAAUUAGUAAGUCAGUGAUAGAAAUUAAUAGAGCUUUGGCUGUUUAUAGUCUGUAGAAGGUCUGUUUCAAAGGUGGAAAGAAAGCACUUUAUAAUUCUACAGCUAUGUAACAGCUUCAGGGGAGGUUGACUUUUACUUUAGAGCUUCGCUAAUUUCCCAGGCUGGUACUCACUGAAGAGACUAAUACCAAAGCCUGAAGUAAGAGUCACCCAGAACCUUUUAAAUGCUUGUGUGAGUAACUUGGAUUUUGUGGGAGGGGGUCUGCAUUUGGUUUAAAAAUUUGAAGCUUUUGUAUGUGCAAGUAUCAACUAUUUCUACAGGGUCCUUUAAGCUGAAGACCAGCCUAUUUGGUACUUGGUAUCUUUAAAGCAUACAUAAAUAGGAGUAUCCUUAAUUUUCUUCUGGCAAGUUUAAGGCUACUUGAAGAUUAAUGUCCACAACAGAUGAAUAUUGGCGCAGUCACUUGGACUUUGGGUGUCUUUAUUAGUACUCAAGUUUGCAGUUGUGUAAGACUCACAAAUACUGAAUCACGGGGGCAUUUGCCUGUAAGGACUGCAUGAGAAAUCUGUAUAGUUCAUAGAAUUUUCUCUAAACUUCUCACCCAACCUGUUCACGUGGGUUUCAGUGGUAUAACUAAGCCAUAGUCUGUCUGUUGCAGCUCCAGUGGAGUCAGUAGGGAAGAGCCUGGCUCCUGCUUACCGAAUGUGUUAAAUCAGCUUUGAAUUUUCAGGAAAACGUGUGCAGGUGCAGCAAUCUGAAUAAGCUAAUUUUAUAGUUUAGAAAGCAAAGAGCUUACUGUGCAUGCCUUGCUGUCACUCAGAGCAAUGCUUUUGUGGCUAACAGCAUAACCAAAGAGAGAGGCAGCAAUCUUCUGUAGCACAUAUGCUACAUUAUGAAGACUUGCAGUCAGAGCUGCCUUGAUUUCAGGCAUCAAUAAAACCUUCUAACUUGCUGUUUCUUUAGUACCACUGAAGCAGAUGUGCGCGUGUUCAGAUCUUGUGCAUUUAAAACCAGGCGGAAAUAACUCUUCUGUAAAUGUUUUGAGUUUCUUUUGCUGAAGGAAAACAUUCAUAGGAAGAGUUAUGUCCAAAUAUUUACUUGUUUUCAGUCCUUAUAUUGUAGAUGAAAUUACAUUCAUUGCCAGUAUUUAGAUCACUAUAGCAGUCUCACCAGCUCACGACGUGGCACAUCUCUUAAGCAGCCAUAUUAACAAUCUGAACCAGUAAAACAAUAGCUGUAAUUUGGGAAGGCCUUCAUUCACACUAAACAUCCAGCGGUCAAUUCAUUUACAUCAGUGUGGAUAUUAAAGCUGUAGGUAGAAAGUAAGAAUGCUUUUAUUACCUUGUGUUCUAAAUAAGAUAGCUGUUGGUGUCUGUUGUCCGUGUGGCUCUAUUUUGGCAUUCACUCUAAUUUUGAAGCUUCUUGGCAACACCAGAUUUCAUGCUGUUAGAAUCAAUCAGUGUUUUUCUGCGUGCUGUAACUGUGUGGUUCUGUCAUGUGAAUUUAUCUCCUUUGCUUCAUGUAAAAGAAGAAAAAUACUUCAAAAUCCUGUAGAAUUCAGAUGAACUGGAUCAUCUUUCCCAAGUUGGAGGGCAGUAACCCAGUCUUUCUGUUCUGACCACAGAAAAAAGACAGUUACUAGCUCUACAUUUUCUCCAUAACAAGAUCUCUGCGUUUGUCUGCUUUAUGGAUUUCACGCACUUAUUUCACUAAACUCCUCCUAGUACAGGAAAUAGGGUUUAUUUAAUACUUAGCAUUUGGUGUGCUGUCUGUCCUCUAAGUGACAGGUAUGAAACUGCAUGAGAAAAAGCAGCCUAAGUGGUAAGGAAGGACUUCAAUCUGCACAGUCUAUUUAGCUUCUAGCUGCCAGUUCUGAACUUCCAAUGUUCAGAUGUGGCCACGCUUCGGACUCACCUGCUGCUGGAAUGACUCAUCAGCUUGGGUUUCCUUUCGCAGCAAAGAAGCACUUGCAGAGGUAUUUUCAACAGUCACAUUAGUAGUUGAUAGCAUCAGAUCCUUCCAGUUACUUUAAGUUUAAUCCCAUUCCUCUGUGUUGAGAACUCUUCUGCACUUAAGACUUUCCUCUGCUGAUGAACUACACACAGGGUGGCGUAUGCUGAAGUGUGGUCAUCGUUUUACCUGUCUUAUAAUUACCUAGGCUGAAAUUAAAUAGCCCAUUAUGUUAAUAUUUUCUCUACUUUUAGCUUUUCCAGUCCCAUGUAUUACACAGCUCUUAACAGCAGCUGGCAGAAGCAAGGGAUUUUUUUCUUUCAAAUAGUCUGUAAUCCUUUUCAUAAAAAUUAAGGGUCUAAAUUUAGAUUAGACAUCAGGAAUAAAUUCGUCACUGUGAGGGUGGUGAGGCAUUGGCACAGGAUUAUAGGAGAGACACUGCUAAAAGUGCAUUACAGGAGGGCUGCAGCACUGAGUUACUGGUGGUGGCAUUCUCAUACUAAAGCACAGAGAGAGCAGACUGUGGAGGGAAGGGGUGUAUGUGCUCCGACUGUCUUCCCUCAGCCUGAGAGUAAUGAUGUGGCUGCACCAGCGGGUGCCAGCAGGUAUCUCACCAGGGCAGGCUGCUAGCCUGUGGCAUUACAAUUAACCCAGCAUUAGAAUUAAAAGGAGAUUAAAGCUUUAUCCCCAGUUAAGCGGGUACAAAAUGUCAUGGUACCAAACCUGCGAGUUUCACAAACAAAACUCACAGAGCAUGCUGUUAAGUAAAGGAUGUGAGACUACAAGGUAUUACAAGGAGGAAUGGCUGAGGGAACUGAGGCUGUUCAGUCUGGAGAAGAGAAGGCUCAGGGGGACCUUAUCGCUCUCUACAACUACCUGAAAGGAGGAUGGAGCGAGGAGGUGGCUGGUCUCUUCUCAAAAGAACAAGAAGUAACCCCAGCCCUGGGGUAACGGUUGGACUUAAAUGAUCUUGAAGGUCUUUUCCUACCUAGUUGGUUAUGAUUAAACUGGGUGAAAAAGAAUGUAUUUAAAGGAGGAUGUAUUUACUGAGGAUGUAUUUAAAUAAAUUAGUAUUUUAAAGAAAGAGGUGAAGUUUUACCUUUGAAAGGAAAUCAACAUUUACAUUGUCAUUCUGAAGACCCAAGAGCACAGUUACAAAUAGAUGUAAACUAUUUCCCUUCAACUGACUUCUCCACUGGUGAGGUCAAAUUCCAGACAAAAUAUAGUUUCCUCUGUUUCCUUCACCAUUAAAGCUGUGUUCUCUGUGCUCCUCCCAGGCACAAAGUUGUCGGUGGUCUUGGCCAGCACAGCCCCUUGCUGCUGGGAUUACUUGAGCUGAGUGGGAACAGUGAUUCGGGGGAGGUUUAGCUGAGUUUCAGCAAAAGGCCUGGAACUGAGAACUGUGCAUCCAAGUCAGGUACAGGACGGCCAGGGAAGAAUUUUGCUGACCCCCCAGUUGAGGUGGCAGUUUGUACUUAGUCUGAUUCUAGUACUACAUUAACAGUCUCAUAUGAGAUAAACUCAUUUAAGUAGCACACAAGAGUUUUUUGUCAGCACAGAAGGGAAUGGAAUUACACAAACAAAAUACCUAAUACAGUGAAGUGUUUUUAACUGGCCAGAAGUGGUUUUAUAUCAAAUGCUGUUAGUGUUUCUAAGAAGUUUCAUGUAUCAAUAGAUCCCUGUGGCAAACAGUUCCUAAGAUGUACAGAAUUGGUAGCCUUGUAAGUUAACUUUUCCACCUGCUGUCCUCUUGGACGUUUCUGGAUGGUGCUUUUCUACAGCCAUUUCACCUAGAAGAGGGGGUAGCAUUCAGAAGGAGCAGUAUGAGCCUUGCCUUUCUCCGUGCUGCUUCUCAGGUGAAGGACGGUCAGUCAGGGAGAUUUUACCACAUAGCUAGAUGCCUUUAUAAAGACCUACAAUUCUAUGCAACUUUCUAUUAACACAUAAACACUGAACUGUCUUCCAGCAUUAUGGUUCACUGCCAGUCUAUGUACGUUUUCUACCUUUAUAUACACAAGAAUAAACAGUGCUUAACAGAUCUUGAUCUCUAGUCUGUACAUGACACAGUAACACUCUUUGUAUCGCUUUGAAGUACACUUUGUAUAAAAGUUGAACUAAUAAAGGGUCUACACCAUAA